AACCCUAACCCUAACCCUAACCCUAACCCUAACCCUAACCCUAACCCUAACCCUAACCCUAACCCUAACCCUAACCCUAACCCUAACCCUAACCUCACCGCCACGUUUGCCCCAGCAACCAAGUCCCUCAAAGCGGGUUCCUCCUCUGCCCUAGAUCAAUUGCGAGAGAAGAUCGGGCUCGACAGCAAGAUCUUUGCGCGCUUCGAUGAGAAAGCUGUCCGAAAUGCCAUCGACGAGGUGCUGUCCAACGAUUUGUACACUGCCGGAAAACGGUCCAAUUUGCAGGAUCUCAAAGCACACAAGAGCGUUCUACGCGAGAUCGCCGACAUCCUCAACCAUGACCUCGACAACAUUGAGUCGUGGCAAUGGGCUGAUGGCGGUGUGAGGAUGACGAUGCGUCGUCAUAUCAACGGGAAAUACCGUGUCUACAUGGACGAAGAAGUCUACCAGGCUGUCUUCCUUGCCCACAUUGGGAGCAUGUGGUCCGACAGCUUUCAUGCCGCUUUUGUGCAAUUUUUUGACCACGCAUGGAAACAUGGCGCAAGCCGGAAGCCCACACCGGACGAAGAGCGCAUUCGCACCAAGAAAUUCUACCAGAUCAACGAGAGCGUCGAGGCAGAGCAGACGGCCAGCAUCAGCUACUUGCGCAAAAAGCUAUUCAAACAAAGAUUCUGGCUUUCGGCCAUCUCGCCAACGACACGCAAGUCGUUUGCCAAGGCGUACGAGAACGGCUGCGACGGUGACAACGAUGGCAGCUACGGCACAUCGUUUGUCGACAUCAAGCAGCAGCUUUUGCGCAUGAUCACCGCCGAUCAGCUGAUACAAGGUGACCUCUACGGUCACUUCACAGUGCUGCAAUCCGACUUCCGUUGGUUUGGCCCAUCUUUGUCCCACACAACCAUCCUCACGGUUCUCAAAUUUUUUGGCCUUCCGCAAAAAUGGUUGGAUCUCUUCGCCAAAUUCCUCUCGCCUAUGGUCUCCUUCGCUUCUGAUGGUGCUGACGUGCAGAGUCGCAGACGGUCCUGUGGCACGCCUAUCGCACACCAGAUCAGUGCGCUCUUUGGCGAGGUGGUCUUAGUGACAUUGGACUUUGCCGUCAAUCAAGCCACGCACGGUGGCUACCUCUACCGGAUUCACGAUGACCUUUGGUUUUGGGGCCAGCAAGAUCAGUGCGCCGUCGCUUGGAAAACCCUGCAGGACUUCUGCGCAGCUACUGGCCUGGAGCUCAACAUGGAUAAAACGGGAGCAUGCUCAUUGAAAGGCUCGGCCAGCCCUCUGUCAGAAGAAGACGUACCAGUGCUUCCGGCACAAGCCAAGGACGAUGAUGGCCAGCAAGCCGAAUGUGGUCUCCCAUGGAAUCCGAUCCGUUGGGGAUUUCUUAUUCUGUCCGCUGAAAAAGGUCACUGGGACAUCGACCUAGCUCAGCUGGAAUUGCAUAUCCAGGAGAUGCGCUUACAGCUUGAUGCAACGGCGAGCAUCAUGUCUUGGGUGCGAGUAUGGAACAGCUACAUGAACAGCUUCUUCGUCAACAAUUUCGGCAAACCAGCAAAAUGCCUAGGUACAGACCACAUUCGCAUCUGCAUGCUAUCAUUCGAGAUGGCACAGCAGCGUCUCUUGCAAGUAGAUGGUGGCCGCCAUCACAAUUUGACCGACAUGGUGAGAACCAUGAUUGAAGAGCGCUUCGGCCAUCGGCAGGGCGUGCCAGCCAGCCUGGUCUAUUUCCCCGCGGAGUUAGGUGGUUUGGCCCUCCAUAACCCAUUGGUAGAGCUCAGCACCAAGAUGCUUGUCAAGACCCAAGAUACUCCCCGCGAGAUCGUUCAGAAGGCGUGGUAUGGAGCACGCCAACGAUUCGAUCGGCUGGUCGAGAGGUGGGACCAGGCCAUGCUGAGGCGAAAAUCGCGUGGUUUCGAGGCCGACGAAGACAAGACAUUCAUGACCUUCCAAAGCUUCGUUCGGUAUGCCGAAGAGACGGAGCCUGCGCUUUGCUCGGCCUACAGCACUCUACUCGAGGAUUUGAAGGGAGCCGAGGAAGACAUUGGCGUUGAACUCAUCUUCGAUGAUCAGCGCGUCGACGGCUGGCUAGCGUACCAGCGAGCGGCCACAAAGUCACGAACCCCGUUCUACUGGAAGCGGAUCGUACAGCUCUACGGCGCAGAGGCCUUGGAGUACUACGGCACAUUGAACAUGGCUCAGGCUGGCUCAUUGCCCAUGGGUGUCACUGGCUACUUGUCAUCCGAGAAGAUACGUUGGCAAAAUUGA
This is a messenger RNA of Moesziomyces antarcticus, 2259 nucleotides long. Its product is annotated as reverse transcriptase protein. The transcript has a single exon. Lineage: Eukaryota; Fungi; Basidiomycota; Ustilaginomycetes; Ustilaginales; Ustilaginaceae. The record is from RefSeq and is a predicted model, not a curated record. The annotation marks the transcript as partial.